Corylus avellana is the source of this 2824-nucleotide messenger RNA. RefSeq names its product V-type proton ATPase subunit a3. Gene Ontology annotation, molecular function: proton-transporting ATPase activity, rotational mechanism; ATPase binding. Gene Ontology annotation, biological process: proton transmembrane transport; vacuolar acidification. The record is from RefSeq and is a predicted model, not a curated record. Lineage: Eukaryota; Viridiplantae; Streptophyta; Magnoliopsida; Fagales; Betulaceae. Gene Ontology annotation, cellular component: vacuolar proton-transporting V-type ATPase, V0 domain; vacuolar proton-transporting V-type ATPase complex.
AGUAAAUUUAAUCGAAUACGUAAUUCCAGAGAGAGAACACCCCCUGAAAUACGAUAUAACGUAGAGGGACGUGGAAGCCUGUGGUGCUAAAGCAUCAAACAACUCCACCUCACUUCUCCUUCACACUGAGAUCGUUCUCUGUCACUGCGUGUGUCUCUGCGAGAGAUAGAGAGAGAGAGAAAUGGGAGAGGUUCGCGGAGGGUGGAUCCCGCCGAUGUACCUGUUAAGGUCGGAGGCGAUGCAGCUGGUGCAGCUCAUCAUCCCCAUGGAGUCCGCUCACGUCACCGUCUCCUACAUCGGCGACCUCGGCCUCAUCCAAUUCAAAGACCUCAACGCGGACAAGAGCCCCUUUCUGCGGACUUAUGCUGCUCAGAUAAAAAAAUGUGCGGAGAUGGCACGCAAAUUACGUUUUUUCAAGGAACAAAUGCUCAAGGCAGGGUUUUCUCCAAAAAAGUCUGCAACACAAGUUGAUAUCAAUGUGGAUGAUUUAGAGGUAAAACUUGGUGAACUUGAGGCUGAGCUGAUUGAAAUAAAUGCAAAUGGUGAGAAGUUGCAACGUGCUUAUAAUGAGCUAGUAGAAUAUACGCUUGUUCUGCAGAAGGCUGGUGAGUUUUUUCAUGCAGCUCACAGUAGCGCCUCAGAACUACAGAGAGAGUAUGAAUCGCGUCACAUUGGUGAAGAAUCCUUGGAUACACCUUUAUUAUUGGAGCAAGAAAAGUCAACUGAUUCAUCAAAACAAGUUAAGUUGGGUUUCCUCACGGGCCUUGUUCCUAGGGAAAAGUUUAUGGCAUUCGAGAGGAUUAUUUUUCGCGCUACUAGGGGUAAUGUCUUUCUAAGGCAGGCUGUUGUUGAGGACCCUGUGACUGAUCCUGUUUCUGGAGAGAAGGUGGAGAAGAAUGUGUUUGUGGUUUUCUACUCUGGAGAAAGAGCAAAAAACAAAAUUCUUAAAAUAUGUGAGGCUUUUGGUGCAAAUCGUUAUCCUUUUAAUGAGGAUUUGGGCAAACAAGCUCAAAUGAUCAAUGAGGUUUCAGGAAGACUCUCAGAGCUCAAGACUACUAUAGACGUUGGACUGCUGCAACGUGGCAGUUUGUUACAGACUAUUGGAGAUCACUUUGAGCAGUGGGACCUUUUGGUGAGAAAGGAGAAAUCCGUACAUCACACCCUGAACAUGCUUAGCCUUGAUGUGACAAAAAAGUGUCUUGUUGCUGAGGGUUGGAGUCCUAUUUUUGCAACAAAACAGAUCCAGGAUGCAUUGCAGAGGGCAGCAUUUGACUCUAACUCCCAAGUUGGAGCAAUUUUCCAGGUUUUGCAAACAAAGGAGUUACCACCUACCUAUUUUCGCACAAACAAAUUCACUUCUCCUUUCCAAGAAAUAGUUGAUGCAUACGGGGUGGCUAAAUAUCAAGAAGCAAAUCCUACUGUAUACACUAUCGUUACAUUCCCAUUUCUUUUUGCUGUCAUGUUUGGUGAUUGGGGGCAUGGAAUAUGCUUAUUACUUGCAACAUUAUUUCUAAUAGCCAGGGAGAAGAAAUAUUCUAGUCAGAAGCUUGGAGACAUUAUGGAAAUGAUGUUUGGUGGUCGUUAUUGUAUUUUGAUGAUGGCACUCUUCUCAAUCUACACAGGUUUGAUCUAUAAUGAAUUCUUCUCGGUCCCAUUUGAGCUGUUUGCUCCCUCUGCAUAUGCAUGCCGUGAUCUUUCUUGCAGAGAUUCUACUACAAUGGGCUUGAUUAAGGUGCGUCCCACUUAUCCAUUUGGCGUAGAUCCUGCAUGGCAUGGUUCCCGCAGUGAGCUGCCAUUCCUCAACUCUUUGAAGAUGAAAAUGUCGAUCCUUAUCGGGGUGGCCCAAAUGAACCUUGGGAUCCUAUUAAGCUAUUGCAAUGCCAAAUUCUUCAGGAAUAGCGUGAAUGUCUGGUUCCAAUUUGUUCCCCAGAUAAUUUUUUUAAACAGUUUGUUUGGCUACCUGUCCCUUCUCAUCCUUGUGAAGUGGUGCACUGGUUCGAAAGCUGAUCUAUACCAUGUAAUGAUAUACAUGUUCCUCAGUCCUACUGAUGAUCUUGGCGAAAACCAGCUUUUUGUUGGCCAGAAGACACUGCAGCUUGUGCUAUUAUUACUGGCCUUUGUUGCUGUACCCUGGAUGCUAGUUCCGAAGCCUUUUCUUUUGAAGAAGCAACACCAAGAUCGGCACCAAGGCCACUCCUACACACCGCUUGAGAGCACAGAGGGCACCUUUCAACUGGAGUCAAAUCAUGAAUCCCAUGGUCAUGAGGAGUUCGAGUUUAGUGAAGUUUUUGUACACCAACUCAUACAUACAAUAGAAUUUGUGCUCGGAUCAGUCUCGAAUACAGCUUCUUACCUUCGUCUAUGGGCCCUAAGUCUUGCGCACUCGGAGUUGUCAAGUGUAUUCUAUGAUAAACUUCUCCUGCUGGCUUUGGGGUACAACAAUAUAAUUAUCCUUAUAGUUGGCAUCGUCGUCUUUAUUUGCGCUACCGUUGGGGUGUUGCUAGUGAUGGAAACUCUCAGCGCUUUCCUACAUGCUUUGCGUCUUCAUUGGGUGGAGUUCCAAAACAAGUUUUACGAGGGAGACGGUUACAAGUUCUAUCCAUUCUCAUUCGCACUACUUGAUGGCGAAGAUGAAUGAGGCACUGUUAAAAAGAAUGGAGUUGUGUGUGCAUAGGUAUGGAUCUUUGUUGAUUCUUUUAUUUGAAAAUGAAGAGGUGGAUUGGUAUGUAGUAGCAGUUGCGGGCAAGUGUAAUAAUAAGAAUAAGUGAACAGCAUUCUAUUUAAUAUUAUUUAUAAUUUAUCCAAAAAGUACUAGACUUCUAUA